Molecule: messenger RNA, 330 nt
Organism: Prorocentrum cordatum
Lineage: Eukaryota; Dinophyceae; Prorocentrales; Prorocentraceae
Source: the annotation of a GenBank genome assembly
GACCAGGCGGAUGGCCAGAAAAUUGCUGGCCGAGGCGGCGUUGCUGUGGAGCUAGGCCCUGGCGAGAGCGACGGCGUCAAGGACGUCUGCGUGAAGGUCACGUGGCAGGGGCUGCUCGACGAGGUGGCCAGGGCGCCAGGGCGCGAGGACCUCGGCGACACCGCCCUCGAGGCGCUGCGGGGGCUGCUCGCGCGGCGGCCUCGCGGGCGCCGCGUGCUACCAGCUGCGGCUGCGCUCGCGCCCGGCGGCCGACGCGGACCCCGAGCCGUGGGAGGACCGGGCUGGAGCCGCAGCCCCUCGCCGCGGCGCGGGCCGCCGCGCCCGAGGAGA